Molecule: messenger RNA, 831 nt
Organism: Alternaria atra
Lineage: Eukaryota; Fungi; Ascomycota; Dothideomycetes; Pleosporales; Pleosporaceae
Exons: 2
Coding region: 1-831 (276 amino acids)
Biological process (GO): endocytic recycling; retrograde transport, endosome to Golgi; Golgi vesicle transport
Cellular component (GO): EARP complex; GARP complex; membrane
Source: RefSeq, a predicted model, not a curated record
AUGUCAACAAUUGCUUCGCCCCGCGCCAGCUCUUCGGUACGCAGCCCCUCAUUAACCCGCACCUCAAUCGAUAGCAGCUCGUCGCAUCGCCCACCACAAGCCGCACGCCGAAAUCGCGCCGCCCUUCGCGAAUUCUAUGGCCUAAAGAAUGCCCCCAGGGAUGCCACACCAGACGCGCGAAUAUCUGAAGAAUCUUCUGGAACACAGCUAGGACCAGAAGAAGACGAGACGCUGACGGAGCUCGAUGCCGCGGAUUUCAAUGCAGAAGCCUUUGUAGAGGGCUUACUUGCGAAAGAGGGACUGAAGGGCGUAUUAAAGGUCGAGGCAGACUUGAUAUCUCAGGUUAGAAAUUUGGAUAGCGACCGCAAGUCCCUUGUCUACGACAAUUACUCCAAACUCCUCUCCGCAACGAGCACUAUCCGACGUAUGCGCGGCAACAUGGAUCCUCUCGCACCAACUACCCAUACCCUCGGCCCUGCCAUUUCGCACAUCGCCGAGACAGCUGCUUCCUUGUCAUCAUCGUUGCAGGAUAGCCACCAGUCAAAAGAAGAAGGAUUGGGUAUAAGCAUACGUGUCGAGCAAGACGAGAAGAACAAAGUAGAGGUGGAGAAGAAGCGGAGACAACAGGACACUGUCAGAUGGGUUCUGGAUACUCCACGACGGCUGCAGGUCAUGAUAGAUCAAGACCAAGACGAGCAGGCUGAGAAGGAGUGGCAGGAGGUUAGCAGAGUUCUGGACAAGUGGAAGGGUGUCACUGGCGUACAAGAGCUCAAGGAGCAGUGCGAAGCCAUUAUGCAGGAGGAAGACGAAGAUGAAGACGAUUCAGAGUGA